AAUUGUUGAAUGUAACAUAGGACAGUUAUGCUUAUACUGGAACUACACCAUACUAACCAAAAUAACGGUCCUGUUGUUACUUCAUUAAACAGAGCUUAUAUCCUUUCAAAGGUUCAAAUACAAAUGAUAUUUUUAAAUUAGGUUCAAUUUAAAUCUAAUAAGAGAUACUUCAAGCAUAUCCAUAAUGGAUCAUCAGGCCAUCGGUCCAUUCGAGAUGCACAAAAUCUGUCGACUGUGUUUGCAGCAGCUUCAAGCCGGUUCCCUGGUCAAUCUGUUUGCCGUCAAUUUUUCCAUUCGUCCCUCGGAGAUGAUUGUUCGGUGCGCUUCGGUUGAAAUCUACGAAAAGGACGGCCUCCCGGAUGCGAUAUGUAACGAUUGCUUCUACAAGCUGGGUAUGGCGUUCGAGUUUCGGAAUCGGUGCGAAACUUCGGAUCGAAAGCUGAGGAACUAUGUGAGGGACCAGCAGGGCCAAGGACCGGCUUCAAGUGUGACUGAGGUAGCUAAAGACGAUGAAAUUUAUGCAGCCAUGAACGAGAUUUUUGGCGAUGAGGGUGAAGAAAUUGAAGACAAAAGCGGAGAAGUGUUUCCUGACUGUAAAUCCGAGAGGGUUCCUGAUGAUGGAAAGACUCAAAGAAAUGUUAAAAAAGUGGAACCAAUGAAAAAGCGAUCUCAGCUGGAUGAGCUGCUGGUCAAGCAUAGGGCGAAGCUUAAGGAAGAAGGUAGACAAGUAAAUAUCUUUCGACAGAAAAGAAGUUCUAAAAAACUUGAACAAAGAGAUUCUAAACGAGGGAACAUGCUGAAGGAACCGGAGAAGUGUCCAACAUGUGGGAAAACAUUCAACUACAGUGGAUAUCUACAAGCACAUCAGAGGAUUCACAGUGGAGAGAAACCAUUUGGAUGCCAGAUUUGUCAUCGCCGGUUUGCUCAAUCCGGAAAUCUACAGCUGCACCUUCGGAUACACAGUAAUGAGCGAAAAUUUCAAUGUGAAAUAUGUAGCAAACUUUUCAGGACUUCCAGUAACCUACACGCCCAUAGGAAGACACACUCGGAGGAAAGAAACUUUCCCUGCACACUUUGUGAACGAGCAUUCCGAACGGCCCAAGAGCUUAAAAAUCACUCGGAAACACAUAACGUUGUUAAAAAUUACGUUUGCCAGCUUUGCGAUGACCAUAAGGCAUUUCAAAAGCAGUCAUAUCUAAACAGUCACAUCAAAACCGUUCACAUAGGAGUUAAGCGGCAUAGUUGUCAGGAUUGCGGUAAGAUUUUCUCGAAUAGUUCGAACCUGAUAGCCCAUCGUAGAGUUCACAGCGGUGACAGGCCUUACAAUUGUAAAGAGUGCGAUGCAAAAUUCACCCAAUCCCCAGCUCUUCUGAGACAUAUCAAAGCAAAGCAUCGACCGAAACCUGUGGAACCUGUUAUACCAGAAAGCACGGACGAACUGUUAGAGCCUUCGGUUGACGUUGAUGAGAAUGCCUCUUUGGAUAGUGUAAGUAGCUCUGAACUAUCCGUAGCUACUUCAUUGAUUGAUAACCAUUCAGGUUACAAUAUGCCAUAUAUGCCGACCUACGUACCAUCACAUUCACAACAUGGAAUUGCCACAUCACACCAAAUUCCACCUAGUCAUCACCAUACGGUAGCGUCGUCCACCAUGCAGAUGCCAACUGUCACCCCUGGAAAUAUGUAUUCCUCAGACCCCUAUCAGUAUCCUUCGAACUCAGUCAUGCAACCACAUCACUACCCGCAGCAACAUUUGGACGUUGGUGGGAGCUAUGACAUGUGUUAUACUAUGCCCACUCAUACGGUAUUAAAUCCGAGCCUUAUGAAUCCACAACCAACGUACAUCUUCGAUCAAUGAAAAGCGAGGUUGGAUUGUGUCUACAUAAGUUAUAUUUUACGUUUAGAGUUUGUUGUUCAGGAUGCAGCAGCUUCUCCGCCAUCCGACUCGCCACCACCUCCACUGCUGGAUGCUAUUGUGGCCGCUUCCUGACCUGCGGGAAUUAUGACUGUAGUCACCACUGUAAAAUAUAAUAAAAUCAAAACAUUUUUCUGA
Aedes aegypti (yellow fever mosquito) is the source of this 2050-nucleotide messenger RNA. RefSeq names its product zinc finger protein 79. Bases 185 to 1855 code for a protein of 556 amino acids. The record is from RefSeq and is a predicted model, not a curated record. Gene Ontology annotation, molecular function: RNA polymerase II cis-regulatory region sequence-specific DNA binding; zinc ion binding; DNA-binding transcription factor activity. The transcript is spliced from 3 exons. Gene Ontology annotation, cellular component: nucleus. Lineage: Eukaryota; Metazoa; Arthropoda; Insecta; Diptera; Culicidae. Gene Ontology annotation, biological process: regulation of transcription by RNA polymerase II.